AUGCGACAUUUGCCCAAGAGGGGAAAGGACCCCGUGAUCAAAUACACCCCUGAGGAGGUGGCCGCUGCAGGGCCGCUUUUCCCGGACCCGGCGCAGUACGGCUUCAUGAAACCCCAACAGCCCGCCAAGCCACGGCCCGUGCCUCGCUAUAUGCUUGUCCAGCCGCGUCUCCUUGCUGCACCACCAUUCAAACAGCUUCCGUGGGAAAAGGCGAACCAGGAUAAAAUGCUCCAGAUGGAGGCCGCCAACACAGGCUCGGACUACCUGGGCAUAUACGAGGAGUUCCAGAAAAUGAGAGAAACAGAGCGUGCCAAGAUGGAGGAAAUGGGGCUCGUGGACGCCGAGAACAUCACCAAGGACUUGAACGACGCCAUUUUCUUCCAAGGCACGUGCCUCGACAUGUGCCCGACCUUCGAACGCGUGCGCCGGUCGCUCGAAAACAACGUCAAGGCGCUUGAAAAAGACCCGGUCACCCAGCGUAUAUCGCGAGAACGGGCCGUCAAGGCGUUUUCCCGCCCGGCCGCCGGCCAGCCGCCUCCCAUGCCUUCGGACGUGCGGCCGCCCACUGUGCUAAUGAAAACACUCGAUUAUAUCGUGGACACGGUACUUCCACAGUUGCCCGAAACACACUCAUUCAUCUGGGACAGAACACGGUCCAUUCGCCAGGACUUCAUCUACCAGAACUACUACGGCCCGGAGGCCAUUGACUGCAAUGAACGCAUUGUACGAAUCCAUCUAUUGUCGUUACACAUAAUGGCUGGCAGCGACCUCAAGUACUCGCAGCAGCAGGAGCUCGAGCAGUUCAACAAGGCUCUUCAAACAUUGACAGAAAUCUACCUGGAUGUGCGGAACCACGGCGGCCAAUGCCCCAACGAGCCCGAGUUCCGGGCGUAUCAUUUGAUCAGUCAUUUCAGAGACCCCGAAUUGGAGCGGGAAGUGCAGACUUUGCCUGACUAUAUAUUCCACAGCCCAGAGGUGCAGCUUGCGCUUCGCUUCCGCAUGAUCAUGUCGCAAAGUAACGUAGUGGAGCGUGGUUACGUGAACAAGAUCGGAGCGGUGAAUUUGUUUGUGGAGUUCUUCAAGUUGGUGUAUAACGAGUCCACCCCGAUUCUAUUAGCAUGCUUGCUAGAAACACACUUCAACGAGAUCCGGUUCUAUGCGUUGAAGUCGAUGUCUCGGUCCUACCACACCAAGGCCAAGGCGUUUCUGGCGGAGUCUCUACGCCAGAUGCUCGGCUUCGACACCCUUCUGAAACUCGAGGAUUUCGUCAAAUAUUACGAGAUCGAUAUGCUCGAGGAGCAUGGCGAGUUGCACGUGGAUCUCUGCAACAAACAGAAACUAGAACUGAAGUACAAGCUCAAUUCCUUGAAUGACAAGCCUAAAAAGUCGCCUGCCUACUCGCCGCAGCUUGACUACCGGCUACGCAAUCAAGCCAUAAAAAGCCUUGUCAACUGUGGACACUCGAAUGCAGACCUCCACAUGGACCGGGCUAAAAUUGAUGAGGUGCUCCAGAAAAUCGUCGCCCAACAGAAUUCAAAAUCGGCUUUUGGUGCCCUUCCCAGUACCGCAACAAACCAACAAACUCAGGGAAGCUCUUUUAAUCUUUCCGAUUUCUUGAAGAGCAAGACGGCGUCUUCAGUAUCAUCGCAAAACGGAUUUGGACAGGCUUCAACCGCUCCCAAAUUUGAUUUUACAGGCAACUCCAAGGCCCCGGCCCAACCGACCCCCGCAUUUGUACAGCAGAAAAACUCUGAUUCUCUGAUACAGAGAAUCGAGGAAAAGCAUGUUCAAUUUGCAAAUUCAGUUGAACACAAGCAAACUGCACAAUCUUCAUCGCUCUUCGGAGCCUCAGUUACCAAUAAGCCUCAGCUUACCUCGAAGGCAUUCGAAGGUUCUUCUAGUGCUGCAGAGAAAAAUAAAAACAUGAAUGUCAAUGAAUUUAAAGAAAAAGACAAAACAAAACCGGAGCCGAAAAACAACGCUUCAGAAAACAAAAACGUUUUCACUUUUGGUGGUGCUAGCGACACAAUGAAUACCAGUCUGGCAUCAAACCUCAAACCACCAUCGGCUUUAAGCCCUCCUCAGGUAAAACCAAAAUUUCUCAAGGAUAAUCAGCUUUUCACUAGGGCGCUCCAUUCGGUAUACACAGACCUUGUCAGAGAUAUCGUCCAAACCGAGCUCCACAAAAUCACUACCCAGGCCAUGCAGAAGCAGAUUCGAGCCAAUGAGAGACAAAGAUUAAUAGAUGUUUUUGCAGAUGAGCUUUACUCGGCUUUUCUUGCGGAACAAACGCAUCAGGCGAUGCUAGAGAGCGCUGCAAAAGUUUUUUACGAGAAGAAUUUGAAGAGAAGAGCAAUCUUUGGGCUUCAGAUUGUGGGAAGAAACCUAUACAAGAAACACGAGGCGAAACGACAAAGGAGAAGCGAGGUUGAGAACCUUUCCUUCCAAACACCUGCCCUCAAACGCAAAGCCUCUAACAAUUGGGAGGAGACGUCUUUUGCAAAACGGAGAAUAUCAUCGGGUUUAGCGAGGGCUAAUACCAGCUACGAGGAUAUGAAUGAGAGGCAAACACAAUUACAGCAGCUAUGGGAACCAAUUGAUCUCGCGCAAUUUGUCGAAAUAUGUUCAAAAGAUGUGAAAACGAGGCUUGAUACCGGAGUUGUUGCUCUCAAUUGUAUCGUCAUUGCGGAAGAUUGGGCCUCGUCUUAUUCGAAAUGGCUUAAUACAAAACUCUCCCUAUCUGUUAGUGAGGACAAGUCUCACUACAUCAACCAGGUUGAGUCCAAGGGUUUGAGAGUUGCAUUUCGCAGCCUUCCCAAGACCAACUUCGUGAAUGAGGAGUCCUUUCGCAGUACGCCUUUUCUUAUAUUUGAAUGCGGACUUCUUGAAGAUAAACAAGUUGCAAGGUAUAAAACUCUAGGAGCAAAACUCAGGCGUGACGGUGGCAUCUUGUCAAAAAUCAUCCAGCUUUGUGAUAGAUUUUCUUAUUAUAAAGUGCAGAUUCUUAUUCUUGUGUGGGAUAUCACGAGCAGUGGCACACUGGGCGAGAAACAAUCAGAGCUUCUUCAAACAGACAAACUCAUGAAGACAGAGAAUUGUGUUCAAAACAUAAACAUCAGUGACAUGUCUGCUCCAUCGGCGGAUGUCACGGGAGAUUUACAAAAACUUCUUCAUGACAUGGGUGAAAGAUUCACAGGCCAGCUUUCGAAACGAGGUGUUCAAAAGCGCGUCUUACAUUCGAAGCUUCAAGAGGCCAUCCUCGAUACGGAGAAGCCGACUUCCUCGACAGAGGAGGUGGAGAGUGCUUCAGCGUCUCUUCGGGCCAAAGAGGCGGAAAUCUUGAAGAGGGCCCGGGACUUACAGAAACGGAGGUAUUUAUCUGCGCAUGCUACAGCGAAUAGAAACGGGGACUUGACAAAUCUUUCAGGCGUGUUCCGGACACCAAACGGGAGCUUCGCCAAUCACACGUUGAUGAACUAUAACAACACGAUUUUGGGAAACAAUACUUUUCUUCCCGCGCGUGAUGCCUCGUUUCUAAGAUCUUUUGCGAAUGCCAGUGUCAUCGAAGAAAGCACGCCCAUGGGCUCGCCCGGGCCUAAAUCCAGAACGGCACAUACACAGAAUCCACGCGCUGGGGCUUAG
Molecule: messenger RNA, 3642 nt
Organism: Metschnikowia bicuspidata var. bicuspidata NRRL YB-4993
Lineage: Eukaryota; Fungi; Ascomycota; Pichiomycetes; Serinales; Metschnikowiaceae
Gene: SAC3
Product: Sac3p
Exons: 2
Coding region: 1-3642 (1213 amino acids)
Biological process (GO): mRNA export from nucleus
Cellular component (GO): cytoplasm; nucleus; transcription export complex 2
Source: RefSeq, a predicted model, not a curated record